Balearica regulorum gibbericeps (East African grey crowned-crane) is the source of this 319-nucleotide messenger RNA. The record is from RefSeq and is a predicted model, not a curated record. Lineage: Eukaryota; Metazoa; Chordata; Aves; Gruiformes; Gruidae.
UGGCCUAUCUUACAAUAUUCCAUAUUCUCUUUGUGCUCUUUGUGUGGACAUAUUGGAAGUCUAUUUUUACUCUCCCAGUGCAGCCAGGCAAAAAGUACCAUAUGUCCUAUGCUGACAAAGAGCGCUAUGAAAAUGAAGAAAGGCCGGAGGUGCAGAGGCAAAUUCUGGCCGAAAUUGCAAGGAAGUUGCCGGUGUACACAAGAACGGGGAACGGAGGUGUUCGAUUCUGCGAUAGAUGCCAGCUAAUAAAACCAGAUCGUUGUCACCAUUGUUCUGUUUGUGCUAUAUGUGUGCUAAAAAUGGAUCAUCACUGCCCAUG